AUGUCCUCCAAUCCUCCAAUCCUCCGUCCUCGCCCCCGUCGCCCUUUUGAACUCAACAUGGAGAGUCCCUCCCCUUCUCCCUCCACAUCAGAGUUCUCUUCAGCCAGGCCCCUCGAGUCAAACACCCAGAACUCCAGCGAGCAGGUCGCCCACUCCCCCACAAGUCCUUCCAUCCUCUCAGGGUCCGAUCGCAACCAUGACGCAACUGACCCGCCGUCCCGCACCCGCUCCGUCAUGAACCUCACCUCCUCCACCCUGGUCGGCAUCUUCGGUCCAUCGAUUACCACGUCGGAAAGCAUCGACGUGUCCGAGGCAGCAACACCGUGGAGCACCGGCGCAGAGACUCCCGCUCACAGAAUGAGUGGAUGGGACGACGACUCGGGGGGCGAUCUCACGAUGAGCUAUAGCGGCGGACAUGCUCCCGGUACGGAAGUCAACCCCGCGAGCCUACGCGACCGGCUGAGCCACAUAUCCUCGUGCAGACGGAGCGGCGCGUCAAGCUGGAAGGAUUAUUCGAGCGCCCGGAGCAGCACGAAUGAUAGAAGAGAGGAAUACUUACGGACUACGAGACGCACAUCCUUGGCAGGCCCAGGUGGAAGGACCCAUAAAGUCUCGGCCUCCCGCCGUCUCUCGCUGUUCUUCCUCCGCACCACCGCGCUCUUCAUCGUCGGUACGCUGUACGGAUCCUUCAUCUCUCACCUACACGACAACCAGAACCUCACGCCAGUACCGAUGUCCGCCCUCAAUAGCCGCAGUUGGGCCUAUCUUGCGUUCUGGGGGACGUGUGGGGUGCUUUGGGGCAAGCUACUACCGUGGGUAGACAGGUUAUGGGCCGAGAAGCUCGGGAAGGAUUGGGUCGGGAGAUUGAUGGAAAACUCCAGUGGGAGAGCCGGAGAGAGGGGGCAGUUGGGGUGGCCUGACUUCGUGCGGGGAGUGGGGGCUUUCGUUGGGAUUGCAUUCGCCAUCCGCAAACUCCCAUGGACAUCCACCACUCAGGCAUCCGUCACGCUCUCAUUAGCGAAUCCCGUCCUGUGGUAUCUCCUCGACCGCACCUCCGCAGGCCUCGCACUCUCCUCUGUCGUCGGCCUCGCCGGGACCGUGGUGCUCCUCCUCACCAACGCCCAGCUCGUCCCCGGUCCCACGUCGUCCUUCUCGCAAUUCGGGAAUUCAUCCGCAACUUCAGCGAUUGUAGGCGGCGGACUCAUCCGUGGGAAUGGGACGUUGGAAUGGGCGAGCUGGAAAGAUCGCGAACUCAUCGGCGUCGCGACUUGGUUUUCUUCCGUUUUGUUCUGCAGUUGCGUCUGCUUUGGGAAUGUGGGGCGUCUGGGACGGAAGUGGACAGCGGUGGGGAGGCAAUGA
This is a messenger RNA of Eremomyces bilateralis CBS 781.70, 1359 nucleotides long. RefSeq lists its product as uncharacterized. Gene Ontology annotation, biological process: sterol biosynthetic process. Gene Ontology annotation, cellular component: endoplasmic reticulum. Bases 1 to 1359 code for a protein of 452 amino acids. The transcript is spliced from 2 exons. Lineage: Eukaryota; Fungi; Ascomycota; Dothideomycetes; Eremomycetales; Eremomycetaceae. The record is from RefSeq and is a predicted model, not a curated record.